AUGCCAGGCCCUAACAAGCCAAGUUGCCGUUCCUCCUUUAUUCUCCUCCUCGUCAUCUUCUUCCUCUCACCGUCUUUCAAUGUGUCACCGAUAACGCCGUGGACGGUAACGGUGACGUCGCCGGUGACAGUGGCGACGGCGGCGAAAGUAAUCGGAGCGGAGAGAGUUACUUACAAGUCCCCGGAUCCGAACGAAGAGGAGAAGUUAGAAGCUGCGUUAGGCAAGAUUAAAGCCCCAGUUCAGGCCUUAACGGUGCCAACCCUCCGAAAGACUAUAACGGAGCAUUCUCUCGUCCUUAUAGUGUUUUUCAAUAAGGAGGAUAAGGCGUUUCCGUUGCUCGUGGAUGACGUGUCUGGAGCUAAAGCGGAGUUGACUAAGCUGGGCGUGACUGUAGCGAUGGUGGAUGGAAUUGCGGCGGGCGAAAGCGUUCGCGAAGAGUUCAAGGCGUAUGGCGACAUGCCGAAUUUCGUGCUCGUCAGGGACGGAGUUUUCAGACCAAUCAGAGGCUACCCCGAGAGUGACGAGCUCGUCACCUUUGUGAAGAAGCGCCUGGGCCUGUCAGUGACUCACCUCUCCGCCUCGGAAGCACACAAGGCACACUCCCUGCUCGCUGCUUCCAACGCCAUCGCCCUCGCCCUCCUUCACUCCCUCAAGGGCCCUCAGGCAGAGGCUUUCGCAGAAGCUUCCCGCGACAUUGACGAUAUCGAGUUUAUCGCGACGACAGACGCUAACAUUGCUGCAGAGUUCAGGAUUGUGAGCAAGGAGCGGCCGACAGUGGCAGUUAUUAAGAAGGAAGAUGAGAAGUUCGUGGCUCAUGACGGUCCCUUCACCAGCAGUGCCAUUGCCGCCUUUGUAACGGCGAACAAGCUGCCUCUGGUUACCACCUAUGACGAGGAGAGCCAGUACACGAUCUUUAACAGUGACAUAAAGAAACAAGUGCUGCUUCUGGCAACGAAUGGGACCUACCCGCAGCACCUGCCAGUGGUGAAGGAGGCUGCCAUGCGGGUGAAAGGACUGGCCCUCUUUGUCUACAUCAACAGCGACCUCCCGGAAUCAGAACACGCUCUGGAGUACUUUGGCUUCAGGCACGGCGAUACUGCGAUCAUGGGCAUGGUAUCCAAUGAGACGGACGAGGUCAAAUUCAAGUUCAACGGGCAGAUCACCACCGAUGACAUCGAGGCCUUUGCUCGUGAGCUUGCUGCCGACCGUCUGGAGCCUUAUUACCUCUCCGAGCCCAUCCCUGAGAAGAACGAUGGUCCAGUGCUGACGGUGGUGGGGAAGAAUUUCAAGGACAUUGUAAUGGACAGGAGCAAGGAUGUGCUACUCAAGAUUGACGUGGAUCACUGUGACGACUGCACCGAUCUUGACCCCACCUUCAAGAAGCUUGCCAUCAAGUUCUCGGGUGCGCCCUCGCUCGUCUUUGCGCGGAUGAACGCGCGCAACAACGAGUACCCGGGCCUGGAGGUGUCGGCCUUCCCCACGCUGCUGCUCUACCCCGCCAAUCGAAAGUCUGACCCGAUCGACACUCACCACACUCGCCUCGGCCCGUUGACCGACUUUGUUGUGCGGAACUCUGCCAUUCCACCCAUCAUCUUUCCUCCCUCCUUCUCUUCUCUCCAUUUCUCUCCACCUCCCCUCCUUGGUUUUUCUCCCCUCUCGCUCACCCUCCUUUCCUCCUCUCACCACUCCCACUUCCCCCUCCUCUUUCUCGUUUCCUUCGCGCACCCUUCUCCCUUUUCCCACCUUUUCCUCCUCCCCCAGCGCCUGGCGACUGUGUGUGUGGCGCACGUCGUAGCAGCAGUGCACCAGCUGACCGUGCGAGUGCUCUUGCCCACCAACCAACGGUUUCCUCGCGGCUUCCUUCCCCCUCUUUCCCUCCUUCUCCCCUUGCUUCCCUCCUCUUUCAUCUCUCAGGGUCCCAUACCCCAGCGCCUGGAGACUGUGUGUGUGGAGCACGCGGUAGCAGCAGUGCACCAGCUCACCGGUCCCAUACCCCAGCGCCUGGAGACGGUGUGUUUGGCGCACGCGGUAGCAGCAGUGCACCAGCUCACCGUGCGAGUGCUCUGGCUCACAGAUGAGCCACCAGCAAGCCAACAACAGCCGCAGCAGCAGCAGCAGCAGAGGCAGAGGGCAGGCAUGCCAUACGUGCCGUUCUCAGCCCUGUUUGAGCCGGCGCUGACGGUGGUGGAGACGAAUCUCUCUGCUGCUGACGCCACCAGGAGGUUUAUCCACGAGCUCUUCACUCCCAAGGCGCACCAAUACGGCCCGUGCUUCCGAGACACGUGGGAGCGCAUUUGGCGAGCAUCAGCACGCAAUAACGCCUUCCCCCGCUCCUCCUCUGCUGACGCUGACUCAGACUCGGACUCUGCUGACUCGGAUUCCGACUCGGCUGACUCGGAUCCAGACUCUGCUGACUUAGACGGAGCCUCGGAUGCAGGGGGGUUGGGGGGGGCCGGCGGCGCACGCGGUAAAGGUACCGAGGAGGCUUAUAGCGAGGAUGAGCCGGUGCCGGUGUCUAUGUGGACGGGUGAGCUGGACAGCCAGGAGGUGGCGGGGCGGCCCUUGGGAUUGCCGCGGAAGCUGACUCUGCAUGGGUGGUUCCGCACUGAUUCCGUGCAGCGCAGUAGUGUGGAGGACUGGCAGGAGGAGCGCGUGGGAUGUCUGGUGUGGGCGCACGUGCAAAGGUGCUACGAGCGGCUGCAGCCCUUCCCUGCUGUGGCUGCGAUGGUGCGAGAGGAGGGGGUGAACAGCACACGAGUGGAGGGCAGCAUUGGCGUUUAUCUUGAUGCCACCCCCCGAGGCACCUGCCCCGGCUGCCCCUCCUCCCUGAAUCCUGCCGACUGUGCCGCCCGCACUCUCGCCCUGACCAUGCUCCACCGCCCGUCGAUCGACUUCACGCUCGGCUCCGCCGCCCAGUCGCACCCGGCGCACAUCGUCUCUUUCUUUGAUGCCGACCGCGCGCCGUACGUGUCGCCGUCUGCCGCGUUCCGGGCGGCAAACUGCGGAGAGAAGCUGGUGCAGGCGAUGGGGGAGAAGGGCGAGGGGGCGGCUGAGAGGCUUGCAGAAUUGGUGCUAACAUGCAAGCAACGAGAGGUGGCGGAUCUCUUCCUCCUCGCGCAAACCACAGGCCUCGUGGUGAUGGAGCCAAGCACGCUCUCAGACUUCAUCGCAGCGAGGGGGAGGCACCGCCUGCCGUCCUUCCGCCUCUUCACGCCGCUGUGCCUGGCUGAGCGCGCCUGGCCCAUGACUGUUCAGCCAUUCGCCUACUUCUUUGCUGUGGAACCAACCCUAGGCAUAGCCUACUGCAGCAUGCCCAAGGUCGCCUGCACGGGAUGGAAGAUGUGGCUGCGAGCCAUGCUCGGCCUGCCCAAACCCCGAGACCCCUUCCUCGCACACAGCCACAAGACCUCAGGCCUGGGAGACCUCUCACAGAAGUAUUCAGAAAAGCAAGCCACGAAGCUCAUGACUCGCCGAACCAUGUUCAAGUUCACGUUCGUUCGGAACCCGUACGUGCGGAUAGCAUCUACGUACCUGAACAAGCUCGUGAUUACCGAUGCUCCGGAGAGGAAGGAGGGGUGGGGGACGCGGAAGUUUUGGAACCAGGAGUUUUUCGGGACCGCAAAGAGGAUUUUGGAUUUGUUGAAGGAUCCGGCGACCGAUCUUGUGAGCUUCCCGGAUUUUAUUCGGCUGCUGGAUCAUCUGAGGCGGACGCGUGUCAAGACAGACCGGCACAUCUCCAGACAGGUGGACAUCUGUGGCUUGGCACACGUCCAGUACGAUUUUGUGGGCCGUUUCGAGCAUUUGGAGGAGGAUGUGAGGCGGGUUACAGCAAGAUUUAAUGACUCGCAUCUUGACAUUUUCAACUUUGGCAAGUCGGUGCAUGCGACAAACUCUGAGGCGCAACUUGCUCGGCUUUAUGACAGGGAUACGGUGCUGACAGUCUCUCGCAUAUUCAAGAGUGACCUCAAUGUUCCCCUCAACAACAUCACGUAUGACAUGCCGGAUAUUCUGCGGAAACUUGUGGAAGGUGGUGCAAGCGGUGCCAAGAGCGCUGAGCUCGCCGCCAAGGUGAACAAUGUGGAGGCCCGCGUGACGAUGAGGAAGACCGCCAAGGCGGCUUCCAGCAGCGCCUUCUACGGCCCCGACCGCAACCUGUUCCUGGGCCCCUUCUCCUCCCCCCCGUCGUACCUGACCGGCGAGUACCCCGGCGACUACGGCUGGGACACUGCUGGUCUGUCCGCCGACCCCGAGACGUUCGCCAAGAACCGCGAGCUGGAGGUGAUCCACGCUCGCUGGGCUCUGCUCGGCGCGCUCGGCUGCCUCACCCCCGAGCUCCUCGCGGGCAACGGCGUGAACUUCGGCGAGGCCGUGUGGUUCAAGGCCGGCGCGCAGAUCUUCUCGGAGGGCGGCCUGGACUACCUCGGCAACCCUAGCCUGAUCCACGCGCAGUCCAUCCUGGCCAUCUGGGCAACCCAGGUGAUUCUGAUGGGCGCCGUUGAGAGCUACCGCGUGGGUGGCCUCGAGGGCUUCCAAGAGGUGGAGGACCCCCUGUACCCCGGCGGUGCCUUCGACCCCCUGGGUCUGGCGGACGACCCCGACGCCCUCGCUGAGCUGAAGGUUAAGGAGCUGAAGAAUGGCCGCCUCGCCAUGGUGUCGAUGUUCGGCUUCUUCGUGCAGGCCAUCGUGACCGGCAAGGGCCCCCUGGAGAACCUGAACGACCACCUGGCCGACCCCACCGUGAACAACGCCUGGGCCUACGCCACCAACUUCACCCCCGGCGCUUAG
Closterium sp. Naga37s-1 is the source of this 4785-nucleotide messenger RNA. Lineage: Eukaryota; Viridiplantae; Streptophyta; Zygnematophyceae; Desmidiales; Closteriaceae. The record is from the annotation of a GenBank genome assembly.